ACUACCAGUUAUAAUGGUAACACAAUUACAGAUGCAGAAGAAGAGACGGAAAAAAUUAGCCCAUUUUGGUCGUUUAACGACUCCGCCGUUGACUUGGCAAAAUACGAACAAUUUGAUCAUCAACGCUUUAUCGAGACUGUGUUGGAUCCAGAAUUAGUACAACCAACAACAUCUAUUGUGCCAAAAAUUAAGACACCUCCACAUACAAGACGAAGAAAUUCCACUAAAAUCCAACAACCAAUAUCGCCUCCAGUAUUUGAGGGUCCAGAAAUGUCCAACGUGACUGCUAGAUUGGGCGAAAGCACGUUUCUAUAUUGCACAGUCCAAAAUCUGCAACAGAGACCGGUAUCGUGGGUUCGUCGUCGAGAUUGGCAUAUACUAAGCUCUGGUGUUUUUAUGUAUACAAAUGAUGACAGAUUUCAUGUAAUGCAUGCAGACAACGCAGAUAAUUGGGAUUUACAGAUCAAAUAUGUACAAAAGAGAGAUGCUGGUUCAUAUGAAUGUCAAGUGGCGAUGGGAACGGGUAUUGCUUCGCAUUACUAUAAUUUGGAUGUUAUUGUACCAACGGCUCGAAUUUUAGGAAGAGAAGAGUAUCAUAUUGGCAAAGGAAGCACAAUAAAUCUAAUUUGUGUUAUUGAAAAUGGAUCCUCGUCAACAAGGAAUGUCGUUUGGGUUCAUAAUGGAAUUCCUAUAUAUAAUAUUCAAAAUAACAAGAAAGAUGAUCCAGGUCCAAUAAUGGUAACUACGGAAGUUAUACAACCUGACAAUACCAUUCAGAGUAGGUUAUUUAUCCGAGGGGCAUCUCCAUCAGCUUUGGGAAAUUACACAUGCACAGCGCCAUACACUGAACCUGACACUGUCAAUGUUUACGUGAGUGAAG
This is a messenger RNA of Diuraphis noxia (Russian wheat aphid), 880 nucleotides long. RefSeq lists its product as uncharacterized. Gene Ontology annotation, cellular component: neuron projection membrane. Gene Ontology annotation, biological process: synapse organization; DNA integration. The record is from RefSeq and is a predicted model, not a curated record. Lineage: Eukaryota; Metazoa; Arthropoda; Insecta; Hemiptera; Aphididae. Gene Ontology annotation, molecular function: nucleic acid binding.